Messenger RNA from Pipistrellus nathusii (Nathusius's pipistrelle), 406 nucleotides. The record is from the annotation of a GenBank genome assembly. NCBI's taxonomy places the organism in Eukaryota, Metazoa, Chordata, Mammalia, Chiroptera, Vespertilionidae.
AUGGUCCGACACAGCGCCAGGAGCCUGAGUGAACGCGCACAUCAACAAAGCCAGGAACAAGAGCAGGAUCCGAAUGCAGAGGACAGCCAGGACGGGAGGACGCUCAGAGGCCGCUGUCACUACAGACGCAGGCGCUGCUCCCGAAGGCGGCUGUACAGGAUCCACAGAAGGCGGCGCCGCUCAUGCCGGAGACGCCGGAGACGUUGCUGUAGGCACAGGAGGCACCGUAGAUCCCCGCCCAGGUUGUCUGGAUUGCCCUAUGAUCAGAACUUUCUUUUCCAAAAGGUCGCAGAAGAUGCAGGAGGAGAAGAUACAGAAGGUGUCGUUAGACCUUCCUGGGCCCAUCCAUCACACACCUGGUUGGAAAUCAAGGAAAAGUCACCUGACAAGGAACCACCUCACAUGA